Molecule: messenger RNA, 1419 nt
Organism: Myxocyprinus asiaticus (Chinese sucker)
Lineage: Eukaryota; Metazoa; Chordata; Actinopteri; Cypriniformes; Catostomidae
Product: ectonucleotide pyrophosphatase/phosphodiesterase family member 7-like
Exons: 6
Coding region: 7-1419 (470 amino acids)
Source: RefSeq, a predicted model, not a curated record
CCAGUCAUGUUAUUGGUACUGGGUCUGCUUAUUUUACCUGCGGCUCUCUCUGCACCAGCCAGAGAUCACUGCACCACUGGAAGAAACAAACUACUACUGAUCAGCUUUGAUGGGUUCAGAUGGGACUAUGACCAAGAUGUGGACACCCCAAAUCUAGACAAAAUGGCUAAAGAAGGAGUCAAGGCAGCAUACGUCACCCCACCCUACUUGACCAUCACCAGUCCUACACACUUCACCCUGUUAACUGGAAGGUACAUUGAAAACCAUGGAGUCAUUCAUAAUGUGUGGUUUAACACAACCACACUUCAGAGAAAAGAGUACUACAUGACACAGUUUGUGGAUGAGUACUGGGAUAAUGGUAGUCUACCCAUCUGGAUCACAGCUCAAAGACAGGGUCUAAAAACAGGAUCCCUACACUUCCCUGGCACUGCUGCCACCUACCAGAAAGAAACAGUCCAAGUGAGGGAUGUAGAACCAAAAGUUUAUGACUACACUAAUGAGACUGCAUGGAGGGAAAAUGUGGAUAAGGUGAUGGGGGAAUGGUUUAAAGAUCAAGACUUGGACUUUGUCACCUUAUAUUUUGGCGACCCAGAUGAGACAGGGCAUAAGUAUGGGCCUGAUUCUCCUGAGCGACGUGAGGCAGUCAAAAAAGUGGACAGAACUGUAGGCUAUAUAAGAGAAACUGCUGAGAAACAUGGACUCAGUGACCAACUGAAUAUUAUCAUCACAUCUGACCAUGGAAUGUCCACAAUGAACAAGGGAGAGAAGGAAAAUCACAUUGUUCUCACUGACAUACCUGGUUUCAACUUGAGAGAUGUGCAAUUCCACCUUUUGGACUACGGACCUUCUGGGAUAUUGUUGCCCAAAGAUGGGAUGAUUGACAAGGUUUACCAAGCCUUGAAAGGAGGUAAUCCUAAUCUUCAUGUUUACAAGAAAAACGACAUGCCUGCUCGACUGCAUUAUGGCAACCAUCCGCGCAUCUUACCCAUUAUUCUCUAUGCAGACCCAGGAUAUGUCAUCAAUGGGUUUUACCCAUUCCUGUCCAAUAAAGGGGAACAUGGCUAUGACAAUAAUGUCAUGGACAUGAAGCCUUUCUUCAGGGCAGUUGGACCAGAUUUCCACAAUAACUUGCUGGUUGGACCAUUUGAGACAGUCAACGUGUACCCUCUAAUGUGCCACCUGCUGGGAAUUAAACCAGAAAUCAAUGACGGGUCAUUGGAUAACACCCGACACAUGCUGAUCUCCAGUGGAGCGUCAUGUGAUUCCAGAGAUGCUCCAGAGUCAAUCCUUCAUAAUGUGUUCAUUGGUCUUGCUGCUGUGGCUGGAUUUUUAUUGCUUGUAUUUGUGCUUGUUACAUCCUACAAUGUUUAUAAAAGUAAAUCGUCUCUGGUGUACAAUAGCAGUACACAUGGAAGAUAA